AUGUCGGCUGACGAUGAUGAACAACUUAAGCAACAAAAAAGAGCAUGGGAAUUAUUGUUUGCUAAGGAUAGAUUUAGAUUCAUCAUACGAUUACCACGAGAAUAUCGAAAUAUUCAGUGGGAUACUGUUCGUACGUUAGGUGAUGGUGCAUUUGGUGAAGUUCGUUUAUUGGUAGAUUCGAAAAAUCCAGAAAGAGUGGUUGCUGCGAAAUGUAUGGCUGCAGAUACAGCAGAUGAAGAAGAACAAGAGGAGUUGUUCGGAAAACUACGUCGAGAAGCGUUUAUUAUGCGUAUAUUCCACAAAUCUGAACAUGUCAUUCGUUACAUUGGAAUGCGUUAUGAUGAGGGACGUAUUGAAAUGUUUCUAGAGUAUGCUGAUGGAGGGGAAUUGUUCGAUCAUAUUGAACCGGACAGCGGCAUGCCAGCUGUGAAGGCGCAGAAAUUUUUCCGACAGAUUAUUAGUGGUUUAAAGCAUCUUCAUUCAAUGGGUAUUGCACAUCGUGAUAUCAAACCGGAAAAUUUGUUACUUAUGAAAAAUGGUCAAUUAAAAAUUUGCGAUUUUGGUGCAGCAACAAUAUUUCGCCGUCAAGGAGUGGAGAGAAAGUUGAGAUCGAAAUGUGGCACAGUACAAUAUCUUUCGCCUCAAGUGUUAGAAUCAAACUACAGAGGUGAACCAUCCGAUAUAUGGUCUUGUGGAAUUGUACUCAUUGCAAUGCUUACUGGUGAAUUACCUUGGGACGAAGCGACUAAAACUUCACAGUCUUUCAAACUUUGGCUCACGAAAUAUGAUUGGAGACGUCAUCCACCUUGGGAUAGACUUUUGGGAGUAAUAACAAAUUUAUUACGAAAGAUGUUGGAUGUCUGUGAGAAUAGACGAAUCAAAAUUCCGGAAAUUGAAGAGCAUGAAUUUCUCGCCAAGGAGAUAGACUAUGAAAUACCGAGUGCCGAAACAAUAAGGAAACAUAGGAAAAAAGCAGUUCGAACUACUGAUGAGAAUCCAACAAAUUUGAAGGAACAUAGCGAAGCUGCAGGACCAUCAAACUUAUUGAAGGAAAAGGCAAUUGAGGAUGAAGAAGAACCUAUUUCAAAGAGGAUCAGACUAUCAACUCCUACCAACACUGAAGAAAGAUUGAAAUUACCAGUCGGUACAAUUUCCCAGCCUGCUCCAUCUUGCAAUUCGCAGGUAACAAGGGAAUUACGAUUGAACGCAGUGAAUAAUAAUUUCUUUUCACAGCCUACUGGUGUAGAACUGUUGUCACAAGUCGAGUGCGAUGUCGACCAGCAUCCGUUAGAAAACCUAGCGCGCCGUAUGACACGUUUCUGUGUGACAAAGAGUACGUCCGAAAUUUUGUCAAUCAUCGAAGACAGAUUGGGCCUUGAAGUUACAUGUGUACGACGUGCGGCUAAUGUGAUGUCAGUUAGUGCUCCUCGGAAUUACAUGUGUUAUGUAAUAACAGUUUACGAAAUAAUGGCAGAAGAUGGUAGAAAGGUAAUAGUAGAUUGCCGACGCUCGCGUGGUGAUGGAAUUGAAUUUAAACGAGCAUUUUUGUCUUUGAAAUAUAAAUUGAGCGAUGUAAUGUGUGAGUCAGGGAAUACGUGGCUUCUAAAGCAGGGUUUAUUAGCAAUAUAUUGA
Cercopithifilaria johnstoni is the source of this 1632-nucleotide messenger RNA. The record is from the annotation of a GenBank genome assembly. Lineage: Eukaryota; Metazoa; Nematoda; Chromadorea; Rhabditida; Onchocercidae.